This is a messenger RNA of Phragmites australis (common reed), 1936 nucleotides long. RefSeq names its product BTB/POZ domain-containing protein At2g13690-like. The coding region runs from base 265 to 1812 and encodes 515 amino acids. The transcript has 2 exons. Lineage: Eukaryota; Viridiplantae; Streptophyta; Magnoliopsida; Poales; Poaceae. The record is from RefSeq and is a predicted model, not a curated record.
CCCACACGCACGCACCGCAUCAACAGCGCUGUGGCCUACAGCUGGGACCCACCGAGCCCAAGGGACCACCACCUAGCUCACUUCACGCCGCGCCAAUUUAUUUCCCCCGCUCCGCUUCGCCGGAGCAGCAGCUCCUCAGUUCCUCACACACAAGCUCGAAAUCCCCCAUGGCCGCGACCUCCUCCUCUGCGUCCAAACCCUAGCUGGCGAGCACUAACAAUCCGAACCCCAGAUCCCCAUUCCGUGCGGUGCCUCCCCCGCCCCAUGGCGAACGCGACGCACCACACCAUCCGCCGCGCCGCCGCUCGCUCGCGCGGCUGGUGCUGCUCUUUCGCCGGCGUCCCGCAGAGCCCUGAGCACCGGGCGCCCCCAUCUGCCGCAGGAGGCGAAGGCGUCCAGAAGCUCCCGCCCAAGUCCCCGUUGGCGCCGUCGUUCCACAGCUCGCCGUCGUCCAAGCUCGCGGGCCUCAUCGACCCGCGCAGGAUCCUCUCCCCGGGACGCGUGUCCCCCAUCGAUCCCGAAGGCUCGCCUUCUGUGGGGGUUGCGGCGUCCGUCGAGGAGGAGGUGCCGAGGGAGCAGGCGGCGCUGGUCCCGUUUGUGGCGGUGCGGGAGGAGGAGGAAGGGAGGGGGAUGGAUCUGAGGUUGUGCCUGCGGGGGAGGGACGGGAGGUGCGUGGUGAUGGAGCUGGACUCCACGGUGCUGUGCGAGAGCAGCGCCUUCUUCGCCGACAUGGUGCCGGCCGCCUCUCGAGGGGCCGGCGGGGGCAAGAGGAUCGAGGUGGAUGGGGUGGAGAACUUGGAGGCGUUCAAUGAGGCGGUGGAGCUCAUGUUCGAGCCCAACUCCAUGCGGUGGCUUGCCAGGGCCGGCGUGUCACGGGCGAUAGGCGUACUCGAGGUGUCCUCCUCUAUUAUGUUUGACAGAGGAAUUCAAUCAUGUUUGAAUUACAUCGAAGCAGUUCCUUGGAGUGAUAAUGAGGAAGAGAAGCUGAAGAAUGUCUUUGCUAGAUGCACUUUCGACGAAGCAAUAUCUAAAAAUGUGCUGGCAAGAUUAGAACAACAAUGCAGGAGCAGCUCGGAGGACCUGACAGUGCAGCUCGUUGAAUCUGUGACCAGUGGAACCAACAGCAGUGCGAGAAAAGAGAUGCAAUCUUUGGUCAGUGGUCUCCUAAGCAAGAGCUCGGUCUAUCAAAAGGACUUGUCUGGGCUAAACAAAGGGAGCCUUUACAAAAUCUGUCAUUCCUGUUUGAACUCACUGGUGGAACUUUUCAAGGAAGACUCGGAACCAAUCAAGCAUGCGGACCAAGCAGUGAUAGCUUCGGAUAGUAAACCGAUGAUUGAAAGGGUCAGUAAGCAAACUGAGAAUCUGAAUUGGCUCUUUGACAUCCUUGUAAAUAAUGAUAUGGCAGAAGAAUUUGUCGAGUUGUGGGCUAAGCAAGACGAACUCAUCAGAAUGCAUGAGCAAGCAUCACCGAUGUUUAAAUACGAGCUAAGCCGGAUAUCAGCGAGCGUGUUCAUCGCUCUGGGGAAAGGAAGAAUCCAGUGCCCCAGCGACUUUAGGAGCCAAUUGUUCAAUGGAUGGUUCAGACCAAUGUUAAUGGACUUUGGCUGGCUCCAAAGGUGCUCCAAAGGGCUCGAUGUGAGAAUACUGGAGGAGAACUUGGGGCAUGCCCUACUCACCCUUCCACUUCAUCAGCAGCAGAUCUUAUUCGAAGAAUGGUUUCGAUGCUUUGCAUCUAGGGGCACAGAAUGCCCUAAUCUCAGUAGAGCUUUCCAGGUAUGGUGGAGACGGUCAUUUGCUAGAUCAUCUCGAUGAGAGAUUUUACAUGACCGCGAGGUGUAUGUGUUGUGUGUAUCAAUGUAAAUUUAGAGUUGUUGCAAUAUGUAAUAGAUUCGAAUUCUGGUUUCUUAAUAAACGUCUCAGCUGGUUCUUGCCGUUC